AUGAACUUAGAUUGCGGUUUGGUUCCUAAGGACACGACGUAUGUGGAGAAGUCAACGAAUAUAUCAUACAAAUCAGACGCGACUUACAUCGAAACUGGAUUGCCCGGGAAGAUUAACGAUGCGUACAAGACGCAGUUUCAGCAACAGACUUGGGCCUUAAGAAGCUUCCCUGAGGGUCAAAGAAACUGUUACAACUUCAACCUCACAGCGAAGCGCAGAUACCUGAUCAGAGGAACCUUUAUCUAUGGGAAUUACGACGGUUUGAAUAAACUUCCGAGCUUUGAACUUCACAUCGGUCCUAACAAUUGGACUACUGUUUCAACCCUAGGAGUCACAAAUGGUUCUAUCCACGAGAUGAUCCAUGUCUUACCACAAAGCCACCUCCAAGUUUGUCUUGUUAAGACAGGGGAAACAACACCGUUUAUUUCGUCACUGGAGCUUCGUCCUUUGCACAAUGAAACUUACGUCACGCAAAGCGGAUCGUUGAUCGCCGUCGCGAGAGUUUACUUUUCACCCACUCCAUCGUUUGUCAGGUAUGAUGAGGACAUUCACGACCGAACCUGGGUUCCAUUCUUGGAAACCAAGACUACAGCGUUAACCACGGAUGCUUUGGUUGACACAAGUAACUUCUACCACGUGCCUCAGCCUGUGGCGAAAACUGCUGCUGAUUUGAAACUCGUAAACUUAAGCGGAAACCCAAAGCUCAAUAGCUCAGCACUUUCAGACCGUCUUAAGGAAAGGAUAGAUAGCAAAAUUUUAACACUAAUUUUGGAUAAAAACCAGAAUCAAACCACCCCAAAAAGUAAGAGUAGUAGUGUUACAGUGAUUGCUAUCGCUGCGUCAGUGUCUGCAGCGAGGUUAUCCGCCACAGACUCACAAUAUAGCAAGGAUAUGGGUAUUGAGGUAGAGAUGAACUCUGAAGCAAACUCGAGUCAGGAGGGAAGAGUCAGAGACGAAGAAGCAAAUUCCAAAAAUGCCCCUACUCUGUAUGUCAUGUGA
Messenger RNA from Thlaspi arvense, 999 nucleotides. NCBI's taxonomy places the organism in Eukaryota, Viridiplantae, Streptophyta, Magnoliopsida, Brassicales, Brassicaceae. The record is from the annotation of a GenBank genome assembly.